This is a messenger RNA of Fusarium verticillioides 7600, 1776 nucleotides long. RefSeq lists its product as hypothetical. Gene Ontology annotation, molecular function: ATP binding; ATP-dependent protein folding chaperone. Bases 1 to 1776 code for a protein of 591 amino acids. The transcript has 11 exons. Lineage: Eukaryota; Fungi; Ascomycota; Sordariomycetes; Hypocreales; Nectriaceae. The record is from RefSeq and is a predicted model, not a curated record.
AUGUCUGCGAAUCACACAGUGGAGACAAGUCCAUUCUUAGUCGUAGGAGUGGACUUCGGAACGACUUACACUGGCGUGGCCUACACCUUCUCCAACGAUCCCGAUCUCAGAUCUGUCACAGUCAUCCACCGAUGGCCUGGCGCUGGAAAUCAGACUCGGCCAAAAGUUCCGACCGAGAUAAGUUACGGUCCAUCAGAUAAGAAGAGAUGGGGUUGGCAACUUCGACCAGGAUCACCACGCUAUGGUGGGUUCAAGCUCUUGCUUGACCCUGGAGCGGGUAGUCGGGCAUAUAACGAUGAACAUUUAGCUCUGACCCUGGAUCCUGGAAACCAAUCUACGCAAUUAUUUCUCCAUCCGGGGAAAUCUGCCACUGACAUGGUUUCCGACUACCUGCGAUUGGUCCACAAGGAAGUCAUGGAAUCUUUGCAAAGGCGAUUUCCUAACACUCUGAACGACCUGAAAAUCAAGUUUGUCAUCACCACACCAGCAAUGUGGAGUCCUGCUGCUCAGCACAACACAAUGAUAGCGGCCAGAGCAGCUGGCUUUGGGAGCCGUCCACAGGACAUCAUUGAGUCCGUUACGGAGCCGGAGGCAGCAGCUUCGUACGUUCUUAGGGAAUUCAACUCGCUCUCAGUCGGGAAACAAGUCAUUGUGUGUGACGCUGGAGGAGGCACAGUGGAUCUAGUUUCCUAUGAAAUUGACCAGGUCAAACCGUAUCUACGGGUCUCAGAGACCACACGUCCUCGAGGCGGUCUAUGUGGAGCAAACUCUCUUGACCAGCGUUUUCUUCAACUCGUGCGGCAGCGACUUGGUCAGCAAGCCCAUCUUUUAGAUGGAGCUCGUUCGGGAAGAGGCAGCCGACUGAUGCUUUCCUUCGACGAUGCGAAACGGAAUUUUGGUUCGAACGACCUGGAAGAUGAAGAAUUGAUCGAACAUGGUAUACAAGGUCUGUCUCAUGACUCCAACAGAAUCGAUCGGGAGUACAUCACUUUGUCGCAUGGGGAAAUGAAAUCUAUCUUUGAUCCUGUAGUGGAUACAAUUCUAGCUCUUAUAGAAGACGUCUUGCGGGGGGCCAGACAAAACAAGCCCGACAAGCCUCUAGUGGGUAUAAUUCUCGUCGGCGGGUUUGGAGAGUCAGUGUAUCUUUACAAGCGUCUCAACACUUGGGCCGAAGCCCAGGACCCGGAACUAUUUGUCGCUAGUCCAAAGAACUCAUGGGCAGCUAUCGCCCAAGGUGCCGUUUGCUAUGGGCUGGAAGGCAUUGUUCAUCGUCGAAUCCUACCUUGCCACUGGGGAGUUGAGCUUGCGCACCGUUACAAGGAAGGAAUCCAUGAUCCUACUUACAACUUUCAAGAUGACUGGGAAGGAACUAUAUACAACGAGGAUACGAUAACCUGGUUUGCCAAGAUGGGUGACGUUUCUGAUCGGAAGAAUCGAAUCACGGUGCCCUGGGAAUGUGCUACCUAUGAUAGGCAUAAGAAAGCUUCCUUAAGGCUUCGGACCUGUCAGUACGACGAGCCGCCAGGGAGUCGGCGCGAUUCAAGGGCUCUUCACGCCCCUUUCAUUACUAUCGACCUUUCUACCCUUCCGUCAGAUGCAUUCAGCGAGAAAAAGGUGGGGGGGUUUCUUGGGAUUGGCAGUAAAACCUGCUACCAAGCCAAGUUCACACUGGAAAUGGUUGUCGGGUCGGCUACUUUCAAAUUUGAAAUUCGCCAGAAUGGCGCGCUACUUGCGACUAGGCAUGUAGAUCCGAAGUUUGUUGGGGAGUCUCAUUGA